This is a messenger RNA of Juglans regia (Persian walnut), 1617 nucleotides long. RefSeq names its product ankyrin repeat-containing protein ITN1-like. The transcript is spliced from 4 exons. The coding region runs from base 1 to 1617 and encodes 538 amino acids. NCBI's taxonomy places the organism in Eukaryota, Viridiplantae, Streptophyta, Magnoliopsida, Fagales, Juglandaceae. The record is from RefSeq and is a predicted model, not a curated record. Gene Ontology annotation, molecular function: protein binding.
AUGGCAGGGCCAGAGAUCAGGGAGGAUGAUAAUUUUGUGCGGCCCUUACUCAAGGCUGUGCGAGGAGGUGAUUGGAACGCUACAAGAGAUUUCCUCAACGAACACCCCCAUGCAUUGACAGCAAGAAUGACUAUAUUUCACGGCCGUGAGACGGUUCUUCACGCUGCUGUUGAUGCUGAACAGGAAGAGAUAGUGAUGGAGUUGGUCAAUAUGAUGUCAGAACAUGAUUUGGCAAUGCAAGACAAUUUCGGCUAUACAGCUCUACAUAUUAGUGGGAAUCAGAGGGUGGCAGAGUACCUGAUUAAAAAAAACAAGAGAUUGGUCAGCAUCAGAAAUAAUGGCAAACUACUUCCAGUUGCUGUGACUAUGUUCGAUGGGCAUAAAAAAUUAACUCGCUAUCUCUAUUCUCAAACUCCGUUGGAAGAUCUGGAGGCAUAUAGAGACUUAAAUGGUGCUUCACUUCUUAACAGUUGUUUUUAUCAAGGAGAUUUAGGUAUACAUGACAUUUCAUUAGCAGAUUUAGCUCUUGCUGCCGAUCAAUUCCGUUUGAACAUCCAAAAUCAUGGUCAAGAAAAUACAACCGGAUCAGGAUUCAAGCGUUUAUAUGAAAUGAAGUUUGAACGAGCUCAAUUCCAACAACUUCUGACCCUUAUGUGUCAAGAAAUCGAAAAAAAUCAAUAUGAGCCGUAUAUUCUUAUGCAAGCAGUGUUCGAAGCCAUCAAGAGAGGGAACUUUGAAUUUGUUUAUCAUAUAGGCAAAGCAAAUCCAGAUCUUUUGUGGGAGGUUCAUUUUGAAAGUAUGGGCAUAUUCCAUUGGGCCGUCCUGCAUCGUCAGCAUAGGAUCUUUAGCCUUCUAUACAGCUUAAAAAAGAUGAAUGCUCAACUAAAGAAGAGAGAUAAAUUCGGAAAUACCAUAUUGCACAUGGCAGGGAUGGUAAUAAAAAAUACUGCUAUCGAUUCCAUAAGAGGAGCAGUUUUGCAAAUGCAAAGAGAAGUUCAAUGGUUUAAGGAGGUGGAACGCAUUUGCCCUCUCACUCAUAAGGAAAUUUCAAACAAAUACAAUCUGACUGCCAGGCAAUUGUUUACGAAAGACCACAAAGAAAUGAGAAAAGAGGGAGAGAACUGGAUGAAGGGCACAGCAACUUCUUGUACUGUGGUCGGUGCUCUCAUCAUUACCAUUAUGUUCGCGGCAGCAUUUACCAUUCCUGGUGGUAACCAUCAAGAUACAGGCUUGCCAAUCCUCAUGCAUGGCAAACUAUUUAAACUUUUUAUAGUAACUGAUUCUCUGUCGCUAUUUUCUUCAUCAACUUCAGUAUUGAUGUUUUUAGGAAUCCUCACAUCACGUUAUGCAGAAGAAGACUUUCUUAGAUCCUUGCCAAGAAAGAUGAUUAUAGGCCUUUUCGCUCUCUUCUUCUCUAUUGUAACUAUGAUGAUAGCCUUUUCUGCUGCUCUUUUACUUAUGUUACGUGGAAAAUACCGGAUCGUCGUUCCUAUUAUUGGUUUGGCUGGUAUUCCCAUUAUUAUCUUUGUAUUGAUGCAAUCUCGCCUUCUUGUUGACAUGUUUAAUUCAACCUAUAGACCAGGCAUCUUUGAUAGAAAAAAGAAGCCUUGGAUUUAA